AUUCAACUCAGCGAAAACAUCCACCAACACCCAAGCCAGUUCACACAACAAUCAAGACUUUCGGUGAUCAUGGCUUCUAACCCUGCUGCUGCGCUGCAGCGCAUUGAUGCCGGCUCGUUGAUGGACAUUUUCGAAGACAAACCUGGACGUGUUCAGCAACCCGUCAUGCAAUGCGUCCAGAUCAAGCCGAUCGCCGCCCAACCAGGAGGACCAGAACGUCACAGAGUCAUCUUCAGCGAUACGAAAAACUAUAUCCAGACUAUGUUGGCGGUGGCCCAGAACUACCUGGUCGAAGAGAAGAUCCUGCGCAAGGGAGUCCUUGUUCAACUCCUCAGUUAUUCUGCAAACAAAGUCAAGGCAAAGCGGAUCCUCAUAGUCACCGACAUCAAAGUCCUAGAAGAGUUCGGCGAACACGAAAAACUCGGUGAUCCUAAGCCCUUAGAGUUGAAGCAAGAAGAUGAAGAGAAGCCAUUCCCAACCGCCAUCUCGAGCAAUGGCUUCUACGGUGGCAAACAAGAACCUCAAAAACAGAGUCGUCCCAUGCCGAGCCAUACCAAGCCGUCCUCGUCCUCUGGUGCUCAUGCCAACAUCUAUCCAAUCGAAGCCAUCUCCCCAUAUUCCAACAAGUGGACGAUCAAGGCUCGUUGCACAAGCAAGUCAGACAUCAAGACGUGGCACAACCGUAACGGCGAGGGAAAGCUGUUCAGCGUCAACCUCCUGGACGAGAGCGGUGAGAUUCGAGCCACCGGUUUCAACGAUCAAUGCGACCAGUUGUACGAUUUGUUCCAAGAGGGAAAUGUGUAUUACAUCUCGAGUCCUUGCCGGGUAACAUUCGCGAAGAAGCAGUUCUCAAACCUGCCAAAUGACUACGAAUUACAUUUCGAAAAAGACAGCACAGUGGAAAAGGCUGAAGAGCAAGAUGGCGUUCCUCAAGUUCGGUACAGCUUUACCAGCAUCUCGGACCUGCAAGCUGUGGACAAGGACUCAACGGUCGAUGUCAUCGGUGUCUUGAAGGACAUUGGUGAGACAUCGCAGAUAACCUCAAAAACAACAAGCAAACCAUACGACAAGCGAGAACUCACCCUUGUGGAUGAUACAGGCUAUUCUGUACGAUUAACGGUCUGGGGUAAGGUCGCUGCAUCAUUCGACAUUUCACCAGAGUCUGUCGUGGCCUUCAAAGGAGUCAAGGUCUCAGAUUUUGGUGGACGAAGUCUGAGCUUGCUUAGUUCUGGUUCCGUCACUCCCAACCCCGACAUGCCUGAGGCACACAAACUGAAAGGCUGGUAUGACGAGCAAGGUCGAUCAGGUAACUUUGCCACGCAUGCCAAUGUGACCGGGACAGUCAAUGGUGCCGGAUCUCGGAAAGACCCCUUCAAGACCAUUGCAGAAAUCAAGGAAGAGCAGCUAGGAAUGUCCGAGAACCCGGAUUUCUUCUCUGUCAAGGCAUCGAUACAAUACAUCAAACAGGACAACUUCUGCUACCCUGCAUGCUUGUCAGAAGGAUGUAACAAGAAGGUGGUUGAGAUCGACCCUGGUCAGUGGCGAUGCGAACGAUGCGACAAGACUCACCCGAAACCAGACUACCGGUAUAUCAUGUCUGUCAACAUUAGUGAUCAUACCGGUCAGUUGUGGGUCAGCUGUUUCGACGAGACUGGAAGGAUGAUCAUGGGCAAGUCGGCUGACGAAUUGAUGGAACUGAAGGAGGUGGACGAAAAAGCCUUGACAGAAACGUUCUCGGAAGCAAACUGCAAGAUCUGGAACUGGAAGUGUAAGGCCAAACUCGACAAUUUCCAGGAGCAGCAACGCGUUCGAUACCAGGUCAAUUCGGCAUCGCCUUUGAACUAUGUGCUGGAAUCACAGAAAUUGAUUGACUUGAUCAAGCAAUACAAUAUCGACUAGGGGGAAGGCGUUACAGUUACAAUACGUUGAAGGCGCAGGCGAAACCUGAGAGGCAUCAACACAACUACGCUGGUAUGGUUGUGGGUUGUGGAUUGCAGAAUGCUUAGUCAAUCUGUUGUAUGAAUAACUAAGUUGUUGCUGGUUAUGGGAGCAUAGGGGUGACGCUGCAUGAGGGCAUGAUAGUUGUGUUCUUGCGUCAUUACUAAUGUGCCGAAUACUCCGUACCACGAACCAAGCUUCGCGCAAUCGAUGUUCCGGGCUCGAGACUUGAAUUCAU
Molecule: messenger RNA, 2176 nt
Organism: Exophiala viscosa
Lineage: Eukaryota; Fungi; Ascomycota; Eurotiomycetes; Chaetothyriales; Herpotrichiellaceae
Product: replication factor A1
Exons: 3
Coding region: 70-1899 (609 amino acids)
Biological process (GO): DNA replication; telomere maintenance via telomerase; nucleotide-excision repair
Cellular component (GO): nucleus; DNA replication factor A complex
Molecular function (GO): damaged DNA binding; single-stranded telomeric DNA binding
Source: RefSeq, a predicted model, not a curated record